Molecule: messenger RNA, 982 nt
Organism: Linum trigynum
Lineage: Eukaryota; Viridiplantae; Streptophyta; Magnoliopsida; Malpighiales; Linaceae
Source: the annotation of a GenBank genome assembly
CGUAGGUGGCUCUUAGGAAGCCAAUGCCAUCUAUCGCCUACUCAACUGAAUUGUCAAAGCACCAUUCCGCUCCUCAAGAAGGUCUUAGCUCACCUUCUCUUUCAUGCGCCUUUCUUGCUUGAUGGUCCCUCUCGAUCUCCAUUUCUUCAAUCUUACUGGUCAAGCUUUCCACUUCUUUUGCUAAGCAAAUAUUAUAUUCCUCCACUUUCUUAGCAUUAAGCCUCAUCUCCUCAAAUCAUUCUUCCUGCUUUUCCCAGAUAGAGUCAUCAAUAGUAAAGAGCGGGUGCCCUGGCAUCUGUGUUUUGCCUUUCUGGGAAACUUAUGGAAACAAAGAGUCAUUCAUAAUUGUCUUCCUCCAAAGCUCAUACCCUGGCUUUACUACUCCCUCAGCCCGAUUGGUCUUUGCAUAACUCGGAACCAUCCAGGCUUUCUCAGCUGCUGAAAGAAAUUUCCAGAUAUCAUAGGCCUUCAACUAAAAAGUCCACUCUCGGAGGCGAUCAAGUGGAAAAAUGUCCUGCUCAUAUCCAGCUUGCCUCAAACCAAGCGCAGGGGCGCAAGCUAUUCCACUCCAUGGACCAAUCAGAGGUGUUGGAUCACCAACACCACCUGUUUGCUUCUUUGUUGGUGAUCCAACCCCUUCUGUGCCGGCUGAGACAGUAAAUGAUGGACAUAGCUUAGUCAACAAAGCUGCCCUUGACCUUAACUUGGCUCCAGGAUCUGUGCUUGGGAAGAGAACUCUCAUUAAUGACUUGGAUGCGGCCAAUAAGAAGCUCAAGACUCAAGAUUCUUCUCAGACCUCAUCCUUCUCGUCUGCUGAUGCUACCUCAAAGUUGUUGCUGUCUGGAAUGGCUAAGGAAGCGGCCAACUUAAAGCUUCCCGCCUAUGAGACCUAGUUGCUCGUAUCGGCUAUUACCUCUUCCACUACAAAUUCUAGGAGAAAUUCUGACUCGUAUAGCCCAGUUAAUAUAGUGUCCUUGCUUGU